CGCUUUCCCUCUUCUCUUCUCUUGCUCCAAUGGCGACCCAGCUCGGUGUUGCUGUUCUCGCCUGUGCAUGGGCUGCGUCCGUCGCGGCCCAGACGCCCCCGAGCACUUGGCCCCAGGUGUAUCCCAACAUGCCCUCGGGCGACUACAGUCCGGAGUGGCAGGACUACUUCGCUGUCACCGAGAGCUUGCCCAACGUGACCUGGCCACUUGCGAAUAACUUCGCGGGCAAUAUUCCAGUUCAAAGACAAGGUCAUCCUAACGAUACCCUCUUCUUCUGGGCAUUCGAGCAUUCGAAUGGCUCGCUCACUGCCGACGCGGGAGCGAGUGACGAGCCAUGGGGUAUCUGGCUGAAUGGAGGACCUGGGUCCUCCAGUUUGGUCGGUCUUCUCUUCGAGAACGGUCCUAUUCAGAUCGCAAACGACUAUUCGGCUUUCCAAAAUAAUUACGCAUGGACUACGAUCGCCGAUUACGUGUAUAUCGACCAGCCUGUCGGUGUUGGCUUCGGAACUGCGGACUCCGAUGGCUAUGUUUAUGAUGAGGAUCAGAUGGCCUCCGACUUUUUCGGUUUCCUCGAGAACCUGGUCAAGGUCUUCCCCAGUCUCGCGACGCGUCCGCUGCACCUCACCGGCGAAAGUUAUGCUGGUGUUUAUAUCCCUUACAUUACGAAAGCCUACUUUGGCUUGGAGAACCCGCCCGUGAAGCUCGCCAAGAUUGCCAUUGGCGACGGCUCGAUCGCGGCUGGCGAAGUGUUUGAAAUUGCUCCUGUCGUUUCGGUCCUCGAAACCUACCCGCAGAUCAUCGGCUACGACACCGCCGUGCUCGACUACUUCCGCGAGCAGACGCACCUGUGCGGGUUCGACCUCAACCUGACGUACCCGCAGGACGGGCACUUCCCGACGCUGCAGUUCCAGCAGGGGGCGGACCCCAACUCGGGCGAUUUCAUGUCGAGCUACAGGAACCGUAUGCUGGACAAGGCGGAGUUCAGCGAGGAGCUCGAGCGCAGGUUCGCGAACAGGGAGCUGCCGAGUGCACGGGAGAGGAUCAGGAAAAGGGAUGCGUGGAAGAGGGAUUUGUCUGGGAGGGCGAACGGGACGAUCGACUCGUGGUACGGGUGUGAUUUGUAUGACGAGAUGUUGGACUAUGCGGUCAACUUCUCGUAUCCGUGGACUUUGAGCCAGGCUAACGGCGGUACUUUUGACUACUACAACAUCCCUGACGCUCUCAGUCCCGAGGCUCCCCAGGACGCGACUGUCUUCCUGAACAACAACCAAACUCGUGCUGCCAUCCACGCUCCCACCAGCAAGGACUGGGAAGAGAGCAUCUAUUACCCCUUCGGCAAUGAGUACGGAUCUAGUGACAACAGCGACCCCCCAAUGGUCUUCCUGACGGAUCUCGCGACGAACGCAACCAAGGAGGGCGUGUCUAUUAUUAUUUUCUCCGGAAACGACGACUCGCUCAUCCCGCAUUAUGGGUCUCAAGUCACCAUCCAAAACACGACCUUCGGUGGUGUCCAGGGCUUCUCCGUUGAGCCCCAGACGCCUUGGUACAACGACGACGGCGAGUUUGCCGGAAUUGUGCAUCAGGAGCGCAACUGGACGUACGUCCUCGUCGAGCAUGCUGGCCAUCUUGUCGGGAACACGAACCCGACUUCUGCCCUCGUGUUCGCCCGCGAGUUCGUGUUCGGCAACAACCAGACGGGCCUCGUGACUAACAGCUCGGGCACCGUGUCGGUCGUUGGCGGGCAGGACACGACGCUGGGCGAGAUUAUGACGGGCCAGGCGGACAUUUACUAUGGCUCCGCGACGACGGAGAGCAGCUAUGCGUACGGGAGCGCGACUGUUGCCGCUUGGAACGCGUACGUCGCGACUGCGACGGCUGCGCCGCCGUUGCCGACGCCGGACACGGACGCCUCGUCGAGUGCUGGGCGCAGGGCGGUAGUGGGUGGGGGUGUGUUUGGUGCGCUGGCGGGCGUUGUGGAGAUGCUUGUGGUGUGAGGUAUGAAGCAUGUCGGUGAGGGAUGAAUUUACGAGGACGAGGUCGAGGAGGACUGUCAUGGGUUAACUGAGUUAACGGUUCUGGGUUUCAUGAAAUUUUUUUUGACUUAUCAUUAUUGUUUUUAUACGUCCCCUUGCAUGUUUGAAUAUCCAGAGACCAAUGCUGUACGUACGGAAUCAUUGUAU
Coniophora puteana RWD-64-598 SS2 is the source of this 2180-nucleotide messenger RNA. RefSeq names its product alpha beta-hydrolase. Gene Ontology annotation, molecular function: serine-type carboxypeptidase activity. Bases 30 to 1994 code for a protein of 654 amino acids. NCBI's taxonomy places the organism in Eukaryota, Fungi, Basidiomycota, Agaricomycetes, Boletales, Coniophoraceae. The transcript is spliced from 16 exons. Gene Ontology annotation, biological process: proteolysis. The record is from RefSeq and is a predicted model, not a curated record.